Parnassius mnemosyne (clouded apollo) is the source of this 420-nucleotide messenger RNA. The record is from the annotation of a GenBank genome assembly. NCBI's taxonomy places the organism in Eukaryota, Metazoa, Arthropoda, Insecta, Lepidoptera, Papilionidae.
AUGGUUCGUAUAUCUUUACCGGUAACUUUACCUAUAAUAACAGAAAUAAUAAACGAAUCCAUUCAUACUAAGAUUUUUCCAGAUCCUUGGAAACUGACCAAAAUUAAACCUAUUCCUAAGAAUCCAAAUGUACAGGAAAUUAAUAACUUCAGACCAAUUAGCAUUUCACCUACACUUUCCAAGAUAUUGGAGAGGGUAGUAUGUUCACAGUUAAAGAGAUAUCUAGAAGAUAAUCAUAUUCUACCAGAAACACAAUCCGGGUUUCGUCGAGGGUAUGGUACAGAAACAGCUCUGCUGCACGUCACGGAUGAUAUAACUGCAGAUUAUGAUAAAGGUAAGAGUAGUAUACUGGUGUUAUUGGAUUUUACUAGAGCUUUCGACUGCAUAAACCAUGAUAUACUUCUGGCGAAACUGUUAUAA